This is a messenger RNA of Paecilomyces variotii, 1395 nucleotides long. Its product is annotated as velvet factor-domain-containing protein. NCBI's taxonomy places the organism in Eukaryota, Fungi, Ascomycota, Eurotiomycetes, Eurotiales, Thermoascaceae. The record is from RefSeq and is a predicted model, not a curated record. Bases 1 to 1395 code for a protein of 464 amino acids. The transcript is spliced from 8 exons.
AUGCUGAGCACUAAUAGCGCUGACUUCGAGUUGACCAUUCGCCAGCAGCCCGAGCGGGCGCGCGUGGCCGGCGGGAAAGAGAAAGGACAGGCAGGGUUAACCUCGUGGACAGAGCGCAAGCCCGUCGAUCCCCCGCCCAUCGUUCAGCUCAGGGUUCGGGACGAUAGCGGUUAUCUCGCGCAUUUGUACGAUGCUACAGAGGAUCGUCCAGCUCCAGUGCAACCAUCUACAGCUCUAGCAGGAACGCUGGUUUCGUCUCUUCACCGACUGAAGGACGUUGACAAUACCGAUGGUGGCUUCUUCGUCUUCGGUGACUUGUCCAUCAAGGUGGAGGGUGAAUUUCGACUGAAGUUCACCCUCUUCGAGAUGCGAAAGGACAUCGUUGCCAAUCUCAAAUCCGUUAUCUCCCAACGCUUCACGGUGUCGCCUCCAAAGAGCUUUCCUGGAAUGGCGGAAUCAACAUUCUUGUCGAGAUCUUUCGCGGAUCAGGGUGUGAAGUUGAGGAUCCGGAAAGAAGCUCGCACGAUGGUGAAACGGCCUCCAAGGCCUGAGGAAUAUCCCCAGCCUCUGCCUCCCCGAUCUCCUGAUCGUUCGGCAAUGCAGAUGCCAGGCCAAUUUGCUGGUUACCCGGCAGCUGGUCGAGACUAUAGUUCGUACUAUGGUGGGCCUGUCAAGCGCCAAAGGACUUCUAUUGAUCUGGGGAGUAGAGGUAUAUAUGAUAACGAUGGGCGGUUUGCACGGCAGAUGGACGCAUACCCUCAGGCAGCAGGCCUAUACUCGAACCAGCCUGGGACGUAUCAAACCCCGAUGAUGCAGGGCUAUCCUACGGGACAGACUGCAGUACCUGACUAUGCGGUUCGUCAGCCACAGCCUGGAUCCAAUGCAGCGUCAUCUUACGGGUCCCCGGAAGAUCCCAUGCUCGCGAUGAGGUCUCCCGGUGCCGGUUACAUGACGCAGCAGCGUUAUCCUGCUUACACGGGAGCACAGAUUCCCUACGGUCUUCCUUCAUCGGCCCAGGUCCCUCAGCUAGCUGAUGCGGGCUCCCAGGGCCGAUCAAGCCAGCAGGCGAAUAUGCAAUCGCUCAUGGCAGGCCAACCGGUAAAUCAGCCCGCUACCCCUGCAUCCGACGCGACAGGGGCUAUGAUGCAGCAGACGUAUCCACGGUCGCAACUACAGCAAUCCAGCUCCACGAUUUUGCCUCCUCUGCAGAGGAGUCGCGGGUAUUCGCAAACGGCGAACGGUGCAGCUGCUCGAGGCUAUUAUGACCAAUCCUCUCAAGGGGCUACGCCUAUCCUUCCUUCGCAACCUGUUGCUCCGACAGAUAGCGAUCGCUACGGGGCCGGCGGCCAAGCGCCGUUUGAUCACACUGGUUCUUCGAAUGGGACUCCCAGGUAA